AUGGGAGGGAUAACGGAUUUGUUCCAUUCCGAUUCUGUUGUUUUUCUUGUCUUGGUAGAAAAUAAUCUAGGGCAAAUCUACGAACCACAAGGCGUUUUAGGAUUUGAUCACAUAAUGCCCGAAUGUACUGCAGAAGUAGACAGAAACGAUGAAAGAGGCAAAGUCUAUAUAUCUACGGAAUUAUCUUCCAACGCUGCUACGGAGUGUAAUUACCAACAGUGA
Sphenostylis stenocarpa is the source of this 222-nucleotide messenger RNA. NCBI's taxonomy places the organism in Eukaryota, Viridiplantae, Streptophyta, Magnoliopsida, Fabales, Fabaceae. The record is from the annotation of a GenBank genome assembly.